GCCCCCCCUGCCUUCCCUGGGUGGGUGGGCUCUCUUCCUGGCCUGGGAAGGCACCUGCUGCCAGCCUCCCUUUUGACCUGAGGGCUUAUCUUGGUCUACUCCCCCCACCCACCCACCUUCAGGAGGGGCUGGGAACGGUCUGGAAGCUGCCAGUCCACUCUUGACCUUCAGUCCCUCCCGGCCUUUACACUCGCAAGCACCUUCUGAAGCCGAGGGGAGGGGGGAGGGGGGAGUGGCUUGGCCAGGCGGCUUUCGCACUCGGGUCCUGGGCUGAUGUAUUAACGGCAGAGGGGAAUCUCUGCUGGUCCCGGCUGAGCUGGGCUGUCCUGGGCGCCCUCCCAGCUGGGCUGUCGUCCUGACCCAACCAGGGAAGCUCCUCAGAGCGGCAGGGACUCCUCCGGGCGGUUAAACCCAUGAAACCCAGAAUCCAUCGUCAUUUGCUGGAGUCGGAAGGGGUGAAAACUUUGGUGGCGUCUUGAUGGCACUUAAAAUUCCCGGGAAUCGGCUCCAGGGAAGAUUGCAGCUGCGUCCAAUCCUCCUGCGGGAAGAGGUCAGCCAGCUGCAGGAGGAGAUCCACUUGCUGCGCCAAAUGAAGGACAUGCUGACCAAGGACCUGGAGGAGACGCACGGGGGGGACAAGGCCUCCGAGAUCCUCCCGGCCACCGAGCUCAAGGUCCAGCUGGCCCAGAAGGAGCAGGAGCUGGCCAGGGCCAAGGAAGCCCUGCAGGCCAUGAAGGCCGACCGGAAGCGCCUGAAGGGGGAGAAGAGCGACCUGGCCAGCCAGAUGCAGCAGCUCUACAGCACCCUGGAGAGCCGCGAGGAGCAGCUGAGGGACUUUAUCCGCAACUACGAGCAGCACCGGAAGGAGAGUGAGGACGCAGUGAAGGCCCUGGCCAAAGAGAAAGACCUGCUGGAGCGGGAGAAGUGGGAGCUGAGGCGGCAGGCCAAGGAGGCCACCGACCACGCCAGCGCCCUCCGCUCGCAGCUGGACCUGAAGGACAACCGCAUGAAGGAGCUGGAGGCCGAGCUGGCCAUGGCCAAGCAAUCCUUAGCCACCCUGACCAAGGACGUCCCCAAGCGGCACUCGCUGGCCAUGCCUGGCGAGACGGUGCUGAACGGGAACCAGGAGUGGGUGAUGCAGGCCGACCUGCCCCUCACGGCCGCCAUCCGGCAGAGCCAGCAGACGCUCUACCACGGCCACCCCCAGCACACGGUGGACCGGCAAGGGGUCCGAGUCAGCCCGUGCCACUCCCGGCAGCCUUCCAUCAUCUCCGACGCUUCGGCGGCCGAAGGGGACCGGUCCUCCACGCCGAGCGACAUCAACUCUCCUCGGCACAGAACACAUUCCCUCUGCAAUGGAGAUAGUCCUGGACCGGUACAGAAAAAUCUGCACAACCCAAUUGUCCAGUCUCUAGAGGACCUGGAGGACCAGAAGCGCAAGAAGAAGAAGGAGAAGAUGGGCUUCGGCUCCAUCUCGCGGGUCUUCGCCCGAGGGAAGCAGCGCAAGUCCCUGGACCCCGGGGUCUUCGACGGGGCGGCCCCCGACUACUACAUAGAGGAAGACGCAGACUGGUGACGGGCCGCCCCCCCCUCCCGCUCCCGGUGCGCGUGUGAGUGCGUGUCGGGGGGGUGAGCCUCCAGUUGCGCCAAGGCCCCGAACCCGGCUGCUCCCGCGUGGCCCUCCUGUGACCCCCCCCCUGUACAUAGCCCCCCCUCCCCACACUCCCGUGUACGAAGCCCUUAACUGUCGUCUGUUGAGCGAUGCUGCCCGUGUUGUGUAGCCCCCCCCUGGUCCUCCUGGGGGGGGUCUGGUUGAUUUUGUUCUUCCUCCUCCUCCUCCUCCUCCUCCUCCUCCCCCCAACAGCCUUUGCUUUCUAUUCUCUGCCCUUUCUUGUCCCCCUCCCCACUUUCCUUUCUACAAAACUUGAAAAACUUGAAGGACUGAUGCGCAUUUGUAAAUAGCCGCCACCACCAAGGUGCACUUUGUGCUUUGUAAAUAUCCCCUCCCCCCCUGCACCUCCCCUCCCCCGUUCCCCAGGAACCUCUCUAUUCUUUUUGGGGGGGGCAGCUGUGGACACAUUGCCCUCAAUUGGGGGAUGGGAGGGGGCGCCUUUGGCAGCCUCCCAAAUUCCACGCCAGCUCCGGUUCAGAAAAGACCCCUUUGCCCAGCGAGCAUCUGGAGGGCACUAGCCCCCCCCCCCCGUGGCUCUGGGGCCCCUCCGUCCGGCUCUCUCACCUCCGGUGCCCCCUUGGCAGAGCCCAAGAGGGAAGGGCCCCCAACCGUGAUUUGCACCCGCCGCCUAGGGAGAGCUGUGUCCUUCCCGCUUCUUCCUUCUCCCUGCUGAGGGGGGCCUUGGGGCAUCCGUGGGGCUGCCUGGGUCCUCGGGGUCUGCCUUUCAUUCCCCCCCCCCGCAAAAAAAACUCCUUCUGAAUACCUGCCCGCUUUCCUCCCCCUCCCUGGCUUCUCUUCUCCAUCAUUCAGACAUCCUUUCCCUCUUUCAGCUCUUGGGGCUCCCUCCGUGGCCGGAGGGCAGAGCCGGUUGGGCUCUUGGCAGUCACUUCUGGGCUCUCUGUGCCAUGCAAACUGCCCCCUUGUGCCAGUCCAGGUGCAGCUCUGGCACACUCCUGGGGAAGAAGCCACCUGGAGCUCAGGAGAGAUUUCCUGACCGUGAGAACAAAGAACCAGUGGGAGGCUUUUAAGGAGAGAUUGGGCAGUCCUUUGUC
Thamnophis elegans (Western terrestrial garter snake) is the source of this 2724-nucleotide messenger RNA. Its product is annotated as kazrin-like. The record is from RefSeq and is a predicted model, not a curated record. The coding region runs from base 479 to 1576 and encodes 365 amino acids. The transcript is spliced from 8 exons. NCBI's taxonomy places the organism in Eukaryota, Metazoa, Chordata, Lepidosauria, Squamata, Natricidae.